Xyrauchen texanus (razorback sucker) is the source of this 1919-nucleotide messenger RNA. It is a transcript of the gene sowahab, whose product is annotated as sosondowah ankyrin repeat domain family member Ab. The record is from RefSeq and is a predicted model, not a curated record. Bases 438 to 1901 code for a protein of 487 amino acids. Gene Ontology annotation, molecular function: protein binding. The transcript has a single exon. NCBI's taxonomy places the organism in Eukaryota, Metazoa, Chordata, Actinopteri, Cypriniformes, Catostomidae.
AAAUGUAUUUAAGAGAGAAGAUAAUUAAAUACCUUGAGGUAGGUAUUAAAAUAUUAAAUAUAUUUUACUAAAAAAAUAAAUACAAAAUAAAAUACAUCAAUUAAAAUAUUUAAAUAUAACAGUAAUUUGGUACUGACACUUUUUAGCUACACAACAUUUUACUUUUGCUUUGUUUACACAACAGUCAAGCUAGGCUAUUGGUUCAAAGAUGCUAGUAACUAAUUAACUAACAAUAAAUGAAGCACUCAGCUCAGCCUCAGCUCCAAUCAAUUGUGCACGCAUAUCCGCAUCCUUCAGUCAUUGCGCGUUCAUGUGUCGGGCAUGGAUCAUCAGAGGGAGGCAACGCGAACUUCAGAGGAUAACCGGAAACAGCAGGUUGUUGUUGAAACAUCUCCAACGUCUCCGCCAACAACUACUAAAAAUACACCGGUUAGAACAUGGCUUUGUCUCAAGAUAUCAUCUUAACAUUUUUACUGGAGCACGGAGGAAAUGUAAAAAACUCGGAACUCGUGAGCAAGUUCAAAGGACUCAUAAACUCCAGCGAUCCCGCGGAGAAGAAAAACAACAGAGAUCUGUUCAAACGAUUGGUCAACAACGUCGCUGUGGUUAAACAAGUCGAUGACGUGAAGUAUGUGGUUGUGAAGAAAAAGUACCAAGGAUUCAAAGGUGAAAAUAUAUCAUUGGAUAACAGUUUGUUUGAAUUAAAAUCACCAUGCAGCAGAGCGUGCGGUACUUUAUCCAGACGUGAGUCCAGUGAAAUACAAAAUGCUGAUAUUCUUAAUAACAAUUAUUAUCAUUGCACAACUCAAACUAUGAGUGAAUGCAGGAUAAGUCCAUCUCUGAAAAGCGAUCAUUCAACAAAAUGUGAUGCAGAGGUUAUCCAUCCUGUCUAUAAUGCUGCUGAGUCUUUGACAGCAAGAGUACUCAGUGUGACAAGUGAUGCUAGAAGUGGCAAAACAGGGUCGGUUUUUGCUCUUGUGGCCAUAAAAUCGUCACCAAAUCCACAACGUGAGCUGCAACUUGAUGAAAGGACAAAACACAAAGCACUAGAGGAUUCACUACAGCAGCAGCAGCAGUUGCCAUUGGAGAUGCUACCACCUUCAGUGAUGUCUGAAAAAACCAUGAAACUCAAGGCCACUGCAUAUCAAAGUGUUGCAAGAGAAAGUUUUAGGACUCCAAGAACCAAACGAAAAGAGCUAGAUGCACCAGGAUCGCCUCAAUUGCGAAGGUGUAACAAAGUAACCAGACCUGGGAACAAUGAGUCUAAAGAUUGUGAUAUAAUUCCUUUGGGAUCUAUGGAGCAUGAGUGGCUUGUGAAAUCGGCAACAGGAUGCUUCCGUCAGAUCUAUGGCCUUCUGCUACAAGACCCUCAGCUGGCAGAGAAGCGCAAUUUCAUGUCUGGAUUCACAAUUCUGCACUGGGCCUCUAAGAGCGGAAAUGGUGAAAUGGUCUGUAAAAUCAUUGACGUUUCAAGACAGAGUGGUGCAAAGAUCGAUGUUAAUGCCAAGUCUUAUGAUGGAUACACCCCUCUCCACAUUGCUGCCAUUCACAGACAUGAGUGUGUGUUAUCGCUGCUGGUGCGUGAAUAUGGUGCCAACGCUAACAUACGGGAUAACAGUGGUAAAAAACCUUACCGUUAUCUAAGUCAAGAUGUGUCACUUGACAUCAGAAAGAUGCUCGGAGACCCUCAAGUCAUGCAACAUAGUGCUGCUCAUUGUUAUUUAGGAGAUGACCAAAGCCUUUCAUAUUUACCGAAAGGAUUCAACACCCUGAGUAAACUAUUUCAGCCCCAUAUUACUGGACAUAAAAAGAAAUACAGACGUCGCCAAAGCUUCCAUUUCAUCAGCAAUGACCAUGAAGAGUCCAGCAAGAACAAUGCACUUAAUCGCAAACUGUUUUAAAGGGAUAGUUCACCCAAA